AUGUCCAAAGCAACCACAAUUAAGGAGGCACUGAAGCGCUGGGAGGAGCGGGAGCAGCAAAAUUCCCUCACUGCCAAGAACAUUGACCUGCAGUUCCAGUGGCCGCCCAUCGAGAAAAUGGACAGCACAUUGGGCACGCUGGUGCAGUGCGAGAGAAUCAGCAUGUCCACUAAUAUGAUUGAAAAGAUAUUCGGUUUAUCGGGCAUGAAGUGCCUCAAGGUUUUGUCCUUGUCGCGGAACUACAUCAAGCAGAUUUCCGGAUUGGAGGCUGUAGCUGAGACGCUGGAGGAGCUGUGGCUCAGCUAUAACCUUAUAGAGAAAAUCAAAGGUUUGACAGGACUGAAAUGUUUGAAAGUCCUCUACAUCAGCAACAACUUGAUCAAGGACUGGUCGGAGUUCAAUCGCCUGGCUGAGAUCGAGUCCCUCGAAGAUCUAGUGGUGGUGGGGAAUCCCCUAUCCGAAGGCCUAGACGAACCUUCUUGGAGGGCCGAGUGCAUCAAGAGGUUGCCCACCAUCCGUAAACUUGACGGCGAACCAGUAGUGCUGAAUGAGGAGCCACAGCUUUAA
Drosophila biarmipes is the source of this 567-nucleotide messenger RNA. It is a transcript of the gene ODA-Dnal1, whose product is annotated as dynein axonemal light chain 1. Bases 1 to 567 code for a protein of 188 amino acids. Gene Ontology annotation, cellular component: cytoplasm. Lineage: Eukaryota; Metazoa; Arthropoda; Insecta; Diptera; Drosophilidae. Gene Ontology annotation, molecular function: protein kinase binding. The record is from RefSeq and is a predicted model, not a curated record. The transcript has 3 exons.